This is a messenger RNA of Zootoca vivipara (common lizard), 1134 nucleotides long. It is a transcript of the gene CD99L2, whose product is annotated as CD99 molecule like 2. The record is from RefSeq and is a predicted model, not a curated record. NCBI's taxonomy places the organism in Eukaryota, Metazoa, Chordata, Lepidosauria, Squamata, Lacertidae.
CCCUCUCCUCUCCACGCGUCCCCGGCGCGCUCCUCCCCUCCGCGCCGCCGCCUCCUCUGCUCCUGCCGGCGCCUCUCGUCCCUAUCUUUCGCGGAGGCUGCAACAACCGACCGACCGCCUGCCCAAGGAAGCCGCCGCCGCCUGAAAGCGGGCACCUGCACCACGUCGACCCGGGAGCUCCCUCUCCGCACCGUGCGCCCUAGCCGCGCGCUCCUGCCUCCUAGCCGAAAUGACCGCGAAGCUUGGGCGCCCCCGCCUCCUCCUCCUCGCCGCUGUCGCCUUGGCUGCCCUGAGCGGGAGAGGAUAUGCCGAUGAUUUGGACUUCAGUUUAGCGGAUGCACUGGAUGAUGGUACUCCAACAAAACGGCCUACUCCCAAGCCACCCAAAAAGCCUUCCAGCGGAACAGGUGACUUGGAUUUGGCUGACUACUUUGACACCCCACCAGAGACGACAACUAAAUCAACCAAGGUUACCACUGGUCCUUAUCCAAGGAAACCAGAUGAGAUCCACUGGAACGUGAUGCAUACCACCACCAAGCAGCCCAAAACUACCAAGGCUCCGCCCAAGAAGGUCCCAGCCAAAGAUCCAAUGGAUUUCGACUUAUCUGAUGCUUUGGAUGACCACAACCCUGGACAAGGUGGAGGAACACCUAAUGUAAAUCCUGGUGGAGGCUCGAAAGGUACAGGUGGAAGAGGUGGAAAACCUGGGUUUUCGGAUGAUGACUUGGCUGGAAUUGUGGACGAGGGCGGCUACCAGCCAGAUAAAAAGAAAGGUGGAAGUUCAGGAAGUGGCGGCAGUGACAAUGACGGUGCCUUAGUAGUAGAGACGGGAACGAUUGCUGGCAUUGUCAGUGGCCUUGCCAUGGCCCUGAUUGGUGCUGUGAGCAGCUACAUCUCCUACCAGCAAAAGAAGUUCUGCUUCAGCAUACAACAGGGUCUUAAUGCAGAGUAUGUGAAAGGAGAAAACAUGGAAGCGGUGGUGACUGAAGAACCACAAGUUAAAUAUUCUGUCCUUGAGCCACAGACUGCAGAGCCACCUCCGCCGCAAGAAAACGCAAAAGUCUGAAUCCCAGACCUGGUCUGAAGAAGAAUCAAUGGCAACACACACACAUGCUUCUCACAUGCUUGUAAUUU